UGCCUAUAUUUUGUUGUGCAUGUGUAUGAUGUAGGCCUAUGUGUGUGUGUCUGAGUGUGUCUGACAACCUGGAUGAGAAGUGUUUGGUCACCUCCCAGGUAACCAGAUAUGUAAAUGUACAGGAAGAGCAGUGUGCUGCUCUCCUCCCACUUGCAGCCUGUGUGGAUAAAUAGCAGCUUCAACACAGAGAGAUUAGCUUCAUCCUCACUGGACACCUGGCAUCCUGAAGCAGACUUUAUUGGCAGACAAACAAUGGCAGACGAAACCUUUAAGAAACAGUUCCUGGACGCGCAUAAUAACUACAGGGCUGCGCAUGGUGCUCAAAAACUGACAUACAACAGCGAGCUGAACUCUGCAGCGCAGAAAUGGGCUGAGCAUCUUUUGAAAACAAAGACUAUGAAACACAGUAACACUGAGGAUGGAGAAAACAUCCACUUCUCAUACAAUUCACGUAUCGUUACACCACAAGGAAACGGAGCUGUAGAUGCUUGGUACAGUGAAAUCAAGGAUUAUGAAUUCAAACGGCCUGGAUGGCAACCAAACACUGGACAUUUUACCCAGGUGGUGUGGAAAGACACCAAGGAGCUUGGUCUUGGCUUUGCCACUGAUGGUCACACUGUCUUUGUGGUUGGGCAAUACCGCCCAGCUGGGAACAUAACAAACGCAGGUUACUUUGAAAAAAACGUUCAACAAAAAGCUAAAGCUUCAUCCUCACUGGACACCUGGCAUCCUAAAGCAGACUUUAUUGGCAGACAAACAAUGGCAGACGAAACCUUUAAGAAACAGUUCCUGGACGCGCAUAAUAACUACAGGGCUGCGCAUGGUGCUCAAAAACUGACAUACAACAGCGAGCUGAACUCUGCAGCGCAGAAAUGGGCUGAGGAAAUUUUAAGCACAAAGACUAUGAAACACAGUAACACUGAGGAUGGAGAAAACAUCUUCUAUUCAUUCAAUUCACAGAAAGUUACACCACAAGGAAACGCAGCUGUAGAUGAUUGGUACAGUGAAAUCAAGGAUUAUGACUUCAGCCGGCCUGGAUGGCAAGAAAACACUGGACAUUUUACCCAGGUGGUGUGGAAAGACACCAAGGAGCUUGGUCUUGGCUUUGCCACUGAUGGUCACACUGUCUUUGUGGUUGGGCAAUACCGCCCAGCUGGGAACAUAACAAACGAAGGUUACUAUAAAGAAAACGUUCAACAAAAAAGCUAAAG
Molecule: messenger RNA, 1211 nt
Organism: Poeciliopsis prolifica (blackstripe livebearer)
Lineage: Eukaryota; Metazoa; Chordata; Actinopteri; Cyprinodontiformes; Poeciliidae
Product: ancylostoma secreted protein-like
Exons: 10
Coding region: 115-1209 (364 amino acids)
Cellular component (GO): extracellular region
Source: RefSeq, a predicted model, not a curated record